AUGUUCUCCCACCUCCUGACCGCCUGCCUGGCUGUCUCCGCCGCGGCCCUGUCGCUGCCCAACAUCUCGAGCACUCACGAAACCGCCUUUUCGCUGCCGGCGCACACGCCCGUGAUCGGGCCACAACUCCACGCGACCUGCAACUCCACCAACACCGCGCAGCUUACCGCGGCACUCCAGGACACAGCAGAGCUGUCCCUCGUAGCGCGGCAGUACCUGCUCGAGAACGGCCGCACCGAUCCGGUCUUCACGAAGUACUUUGGCGUCAAUGGAACUACCGCUCCCGUCGUGGGCGUGUUUGACAAUAUUGUGUCGGCGAAUAAGCCCGGUGUGCUGUUUAGGUGUGAUGAUGUUGAUGGGAACUGUGCGAGGGACGCCACCUGGGCCGGCCACUGGCGCGGCAGCAACGCCACCUCGGAAACCGUCAUCUGCGAUACUUCGUACGUCAAGCGGCUGCGGCUGGCGCAGAUGUGUACGCAGGGCUACACCGUUGCGGGGAGCAAGACCAAUGUCUUCUGGGCGAGUGAUCUUUUGCACCGUCUCUUCCACGUCCCUUCAGUGAGCGAAGACGCGAUCCACCAUACCGCCGACGGAUACGCCGAGACGCUGGAGCUGGCGACGCACGAGGACGGCGAGGCCGUGCACAACUCCGACUCGCUGCUGUACUUUGCGCUCGAAGUGUAUGCGCUGCGUGUUUCCGUGCCGGGUGUGGGGUGCUUGGGUACUGCUGUCGCAAAGAAGCCGAGCCCGAUGACUACUGCCAUCGCGACUCCUGCGGCAGCGACGACGUUGGCAACUACCACCAUGCCCAAGAAGGAGUGCCAUACCCACGCUGAUGGAGCUGUGCACUGCUAGUGCUAGUGCUCCUCAGAGGAAUGGAUGGAUAGAUGAUUGGAUGGAUGGAUGUGCGAGUGCUCCAGUGAGAUACCAGGUCGUGG
Messenger RNA from Tricharina praecox, 938 nucleotides. Its product is annotated as putative peptidase family-domain-containing protein. Lineage: Eukaryota; Fungi; Ascomycota; Pezizomycetes; Pezizales; Pyronemataceae. The transcript has 4 exons. Gene Ontology annotation, cellular component: fungal-type cell wall; cell surface; extracellular region. The coding region runs from base 1 to 855 and encodes 284 amino acids. The record is from RefSeq and is a predicted model, not a curated record. Gene Ontology annotation, molecular function: metallopeptidase activity; zinc ion binding; integrin binding.